AUGGCUGGACGGGUUACCGGUACUUGUUGUACCGCUUCCGUCGAAAGAGCCGGAUUGCCUGGAUUACUUCGAGAUUUACAGCGGCUAGCAGAAGAUCAGGACUCAGCUGAUAUUGUAUUCAUGCUGGGCAGCGCCGAGGAAAAAGUAUAUGCGCACAAAAUUAUCUUGAUAGCCAGGUGUAAAAGUUUCCAAAACACCAAGCGCGGCGAAAUCUGCCGUAUUCCAGGCUGUAUCGUAACGCCAUCUGUUGGGGCGACCACGCCGAUACGGAUGCCACACGUGCAACCAGAAACGUUUAGACUGUUUAUACAAUAUGUUUAUACUGGGAAGUUGCUUCUCCAAGAUUCAGGUGUAUUUGAAAUGAUGACCUUAGCAGCAGACCUAGGAGUGGAAGACCUAAGAUCAGCCUGUGAAGAUCAUGUCACAUCCACCUUGAAUGUGGAAAAUGCUUGCACUCUACUAGCUGCUGCAAUGGAUAUACAAGAUAGACCAGGAGGUAAAAGUGCAUCAUCAUUCAUGGAACGCUGCAUAUCAUUCAUAGAAGAAAAUGCACCUGAAUGUGUCAAAAGUAAUGCCUUCUUAAACUUGCCUAAAGAAGCCCUCAUCAAGCUAAUAUCUUCAGAUAAUCUGCGGCUGGAGGAGAAGGACGUGUGGCGCGCGGCGCUGGCGUGGGGCAAGCAGCGCGCGGGCGUGACGCAGCCCACGGCGCACUGGGCGGAGGAGGAGCGCGCGCGCGUCGUGCACCACCUGGCGCCGCUCAUGCAGCACGUGCGCCUGCUGCACAUCGACAGCGUGGUGUUCGCGGAGGAGGUGGAGCCCACGGGCGCCGUGCCCAUGGAGCUGUCGCUGAAGCGCUACAAGAGCGCCGCGCUGCACGCCGCGCCGCCCGGCGCCACGCGCCGCACCACGCCCAGGAUAGCAGUCAAUCUGUUUGUGGACUCCGUGAUCCUGCGCCAGGACAAGAGUGCCUUCCAGUCACUUCUCAACACCUGG
Messenger RNA from Brenthis ino (lesser marbled fritillary), 993 nucleotides. The record is from the annotation of a GenBank genome assembly. Lineage: Eukaryota; Metazoa; Arthropoda; Insecta; Lepidoptera; Nymphalidae.